This is a messenger RNA of Umbelopsis ramanniana AG, 4119 nucleotides long. RefSeq lists its product as uncharacterized. NCBI's taxonomy places the organism in Eukaryota, Fungi, Mucoromycota, Umbelopsidomycetes, Umbelopsidales, Umbelopsidaceae. The transcript has 11 exons. Gene Ontology annotation, biological process: endoplasmic reticulum to Golgi vesicle-mediated transport; intra-Golgi vesicle-mediated transport; intracellular protein transport. The record is from RefSeq and is a predicted model, not a curated record. The coding region runs from base 149 to 3838 and encodes 1229 amino acids. Gene Ontology annotation, cellular component: COPI vesicle coat. Gene Ontology annotation, molecular function: protein binding; structural molecule activity.
GGCCAAUCCAACCCGCCUGUCCCUGUCUGUUCAUCACGUCAGAUUCAACCUGAAAGUUCGGUGCAACUACUCCUUGUCGUGCAACAGCUUUCACAUCAUUUUGAUAACCAAAUCUUGAGUGUUGUAACCCGACUCACUUCAUUACAAGAUGCAGAUGCUUACGAAGUUUGAGUCUAAAAGCAAUCGUGUUAAAGGCAUUGCUUUUCACCCAAAACGCCCUUGGAUUCUUGCAUCUCUACACAAUGGAUGCAUUCAACUGUGGGAUUAUAGAAUGGGAACAUUGCUCGAGCGCUUUGACGAACAUGAUGGUCCCGUCAGAGGUAUCGCUUUCCACCCUUCUCAACCCUUAUUCGUAUCCGGUGGCGACGACUAUAAGAUUAAAGUGUGGAAUUAUAAAACCCGUCGUUGUCUAUUCACUUUGAAUGGCCAUUUGGAUUACGUACGCACCGUGUUUUUCCACCACGAAAAUCCUUGGAUUCUAUCAGCUUCCGACGAUCAAACCAUUCGCAUUUGGAACUGGCAGUCUCGUACUUGUAUUGCCAUCCUCACCGGUCACAACCACUAUGUUAUGUCCGCACAAUUCCAUCCAAAGAAUGAUUUGGUUGUCAGUGCUUCUAUGGAUCAAACUGUUCGAGUUUGGGAUAUUUCAGGUCUUCGAAAAAAGAACCAAGCUCCUGGAUCACAAGCUUAUGAAGAUCACUUCAAUCGCCAAAAUAGUCAGGCUGAUUUGUUCGGUAGCACUGAUGUUAUGGUCAAAUAUGUCUUGGAAGGUCACGAUCGAGGUGUCAACUGGGCUACUUUCCAUCCCACCAUGCCUUUGAUUGUGUCUGCUGGUGAUGAUAGACAAGUUAAGCUUUGGAGGAUGAAUGACACGAAGGCUUGGGAAGUCGAUACUUGCCGUGGCCAUUUCAACAACGUAUCCAGUGCUAUCUUCCAUCCUCGUCAAGAAUUGAUCUUGUCCGAUGGUGAAGAUAAAUCCAUUCGGGUUUGGGAUAUGUCCAAGAGAAACUCUGUCGCCACUUUUAGAAGAGAUCAUGAUCGUUUCUGGGUCCUGACCGCUCACCCAGAGCUCAACUUGUUUGCUGCAGGUCAUGACAAUGGUCUUAUUGUCUUCAAGUUGGAACGUGAACGCCCUGCCUUCCAGGUCAACCGUAACAACCUCUUUUACAUUCAAAACAAGGUCCUCCAUGUUCACGACUUUAACAAUGGCAAUGAUAGAGAACUCUUGUCAGUCCGCAAACUCGGAAGUCAGUACGUGCAGCCACGUACUUUGUCAUACAACCCUGCUGAAAAGGCCGUCCUAGUCACCUCCCCUCACGAAGGUGGCACUUAUGAGCUUUUCAACCUUCCUCGCGACGUUUCUGGUGAUCUUCGAGAGCCUGCUGAUGAAGGAAAACGUGGAAGCGGAUCAUCUGCCAUCUUCAUUGCCCGUAACCGCUUUGCUGUAUUCGACAAGACCAAUCAGCAAAUUCAGAUCCGCGAUCUUACUAAUACCGUUACGAAGUCAUUCAAGCCACCUACACAAAUCAAUGAGAUUUUCUAUGCCGGUACCAGCACUUUACUUAUGGCCACUGGCACCUCUGUCAUCCUCUAUGACAUCCAACAGAGAAGAACCAUUGCAGAAUUGACUACGCCCAUGGUUAAAUACGUCGUUUGGUCCGCUGACAUGAAUCUCGUUGCCUUGCUCAGCAAGCACACCAUCACCAUCGCCGAUAAGGACUUGCAACAAAAGUGUCUCAUUCACGAAACCAUUAGAAUCAAGAGCGGUACUUGGGAUGACGCCGGCGUUUUUGUCUACUGUACUUUGAAUCACAUCAAAUAUGCUCUGCCUCAAGGUGACAACGGCAUCGUUCGCACCCUCGACCAACCCGUCUACUUAACCAGAGUAAACGGAAAGAGUCUGCACAUUCUUGAUCGCGAUGGCAAUGCUCGGGUCAUGCAAAUCGACCCUACAGAAUAUCGUUUCAAGUUGGCCUUGGUUAAGAGACAGUACGACGAAGUCCUGCACAUUAUUCGCAACUCUAACCUUGUUGGUCAAUCCAUCAUUGCUUACUUGCAAAAGAAGGGAUACCCAGAGGUUGCUCUUCACUUUGUUCGUGACGAUCGCACUCGCUUUGAACUUGCAUUGGAGUGUGGCAAUUUGGAAGUUGCUCUUGAGACCGCUCGUUCCAUGGACACUGAGGAUUGUUGGCAAAAGCUGAGUGUAGAAGCUUUGAAGCAGGGUAACCAGCAGAUUGUUGAGUCUGCUUACCAGCGUAUCAAGAACUAUGAUCGCCUCUCUUUCUUGUAUCUCGCCACUGGCAAUACCGACAAGUUGCGAAAGAUGCUCAAGAUUGCCGAGCUUAGAAAUGACCCCAUGUCACGUUUCCAAAACGCUCUCUAUCUUGGUGAUGUUGAAGAACGUAUCAGACUCCUUCGAGAUGUUGGACAACUUCCCUUGGCUUACCUCACUGCCAAGUCCAACGGGCUCACCGAACUGGCUGAAGAAAUUCUCGCUCAGGCCGGAAAAACUGAAGACGAGAUUGAAUUGCCAGAGGCGCCCAGCCAACCUCUCACUGUUCCUCAACCUGUGAUCCAGCUUCAAGAUAACAACUGGCCCCUCUUGACCGUAUCAAGAUCCUUCUUUGAAGGAUCCUUCUCUCUCGAUCAGAAGAACGAUCAACAAGCUGCUGCUCCUGGCUUGCAAUUCACUGACGACAUUGAAGAUAUUGAAGAAGCUGGUGGCGAUUGGGGUGCUGAUGACGAAAAUGAAAUAACCGGUAUCUCACAAGUGCCACAUGGUGGUGAUGAAGAUGACUUGGAAGGAGACGAUGAAGAAGGCGGUUGGGACAUGGAUACCGAUAUUAAAAUUCAAAUGCAAGAACAAAGCCAAGCACCUGUGGAGACGGCUGAAUUUGUUGCACCCACAGCUGGUACCAGUGAAUCAUCCUCAUGGAUUCAAAGCUCGCCGCUUGCUUCGGACCACAUUGCUGCUGGAUCGUUUGAAACCGCCAUGCAAAUGCUCAAUCGCCAAGUGGGUAUUGUCAACUUUGAACCCCUUAAAUCGCGAUUCAUGGCCAUCUACCAAGCAUCUCGUGCUUCCCUCUCUGGCAACCCUAAUAUACCAUCCAUGUGGGUCUACCUUCGUCGAAACCAAGAAGAUUUUGAUCCCCGUCGAUCGUUGCCAGCUGUUGCUCACAAUUUCCAAAAUCUCAUCACCGCCAACCUUCAACCUGCAUACAAUGCUUUCACCAAGGGACGAUUUGCUGUAGCUACUACGCAGUUCAAGACUCUGUUACACUCUCUUCUGUUUACCGUUGUCAACACUCCGGCUGAAGCUGAAGAAGUCAAACAGUUGGUUGGUAUUUGUAGAGAAUAUCUAUUGGGUUUGUCCAUGGAGCAAAAGCGCCGUGCCAUUGGUGCCUCUCCCGAAGCCACCAAACAAGCUUUAGAAUUGGCUGCCUACUUUACUCACUGCCAGCUUCAAGUGCCACACAUGCAACUUGCAUUAAGACAAGCCGCCAAGCUCUGUUUCAAGAACAAGAACUUUAGCAGUGCCAGCACCUUUGCUCGCCGACUUUUGGAAUUAGCUCCUGUCACCACUGUGGCCAAUGAGGCUCGUCAAAUCCAAGCUGCUUGCGAACGUACUCCCACGGAUGAAAUCAAGCUAGGUUACGAUCAGUACAACCCAUUUGUCGUGUGCGGUAUAUCGUAUGAGGCCAUCUACAAGGGCUCACCUAAGGCUGAUUGUCCUUAUUGUUCCACCUCUUACCUACCUGAACAUCAAGGCAAAGUCUGUACAGUAUGUGAAGUAGCGCAAAUCGGAUCACAGGGCUCUGGUUUGAGAGUUACCGCAUAGAAAUUUUAGUAUCAGAGGGUUUGUCUUGAUGCUCACCUCCGGACAACAAAGAGAAAAAAUAAGAAAAUGAAAAAAUACGAAAUUCCCCCCAAUUAAAAUUACCGAACCCCUACAUUCUUUUAUUAUAACCGGCCUGCAAUAGAGUAAAGUGGAUGUGAUGUGUACCGGCGUCGCGUCGGAUGUGUGGUUUACUGAGUUCUAGUCACUUCAUGGUGCUCGCCAUGCACUGAACAUUGCCCAUGACAUGGACUUUCGCCCUGCUGCACAGCAAUCACCUACAG